Cherax quadricarinatus is the source of this 4325-nucleotide messenger RNA. RefSeq lists its product as uncharacterized. Gene Ontology annotation, biological process: regulation of transcription by RNA polymerase II. Lineage: Eukaryota; Metazoa; Arthropoda; Malacostraca; Decapoda; Parastacidae. Gene Ontology annotation, molecular function: RNA polymerase II cis-regulatory region sequence-specific DNA binding; DNA-binding transcription factor activity, RNA polymerase II-specific. The record is from RefSeq and is a predicted model, not a curated record.
UCUUGCCAUUUAACAACUGCGGAACUGGUACAAUUUCCCCGCCUUUCUUUGAUAUGGUAUCCUUGAAAGCCGCAAAAGUUGGAUUCUCUUAGAUGCAAAGUAUAAAAGUGGUCUGGGUUUACUUAGAAAGUGCCACGCCAGUAUCAGUAAUGGAGGAAAAUGAGUUAGAUAAGGGAGGCCCCCGGCAACAUGUCUCCCGUGGCUGGCCAUCCUCAUCUCUUUGUAUCGACCGGAUUAACAUAGGUGGUGAAAUGCGAGGGGGGAAGAAAAUAAAGAAGUAUUUCGUGCGAGUUGUUCCUCCUGACGCCGCCACACCGAACACCACAAGUUUAUGCUAAUAUUCCUCCUUCAGGACGAGUGUUUCAGGGAGAAGGACGUCCUCUGCCCCGUGAGGAGACGCGGGAUAAUCCUCCUUCAUCUUAAAGACACCACACAUGCCAUGACAGACUACAACAGUGUAAACGGUGAACUCAGGAAAGUGCAGUACAUAGAUAAAUAACGACCAUCAAACGUAAAGAUUUACUGGACAGUUAUGUGCUUGGACUCAAAACAGCUAGCCAGAUAAAUGUCAAAUUGAACAAUAUAUUGAUCACAUUGAAAAGGUUCAAGCGAAGACAAAAUAUUUUAAAUAUGGAUUUUGAAGAUCCAAGAAGGAUGUUUGCCAUGAACAUGAGUGGCCAUCCCAUGGCAAAUCAUCAUGCAACCAAUCAGCAAGCAGUGCAACAAGCAGCAGCUCAGCAGGCAGCUCAGCAGGUGGCUCAACAAGUAGCACCACCACCUCCCCUCACAAGAAUCCUGAUGUCAGAGCCUCAGCAGGUAGCACCUGCACCACCUCUCGCCAGAAUCCUAAUGUCAGAGGCUCAGCAAGUCUCACAGCAACCACCACCUCUCACUAGAAUCCUAAUGCCGGAGGCCAGUCUUCCCAUGGUGGUUGGCUCUCGCCCUGGGCAUAUGGGCACAAGCAUGGCCACAAUCACAACGCAGAUGGCUGGCACACAGCAGAUUACCAUGCAUCAUAGUGUGCAUCAGCAGCAACUUGUACAUCAUCAACAGCAUCAACAGCAAGCAGCCCAGCAACAAGUGGAACACCAACAAGUUGCUCAGCAACAGCAACAACAGCAGCAGCAGCAACAACAACAACAACAACAACAACAGCAACAACAGCAACAACAACAACAACAGCAGCAGCAGCAGCAGCAGCAGCAGCAGCAGCAGCAGCAGCAGCAGCAACAGCAGCAGCAGCAACAACAACAGCAGCAGCAACAACAGCAGCAGCAGCAGCAACAACAGCAGCAGCAAAUGGAGGUAGCUGUAGGCAUCAUAGAUUCUAAUGGAGACCCAGGGCCUUCUUUAGUAGUGGGAGUUUUGGAGGAGGCAGCAGUAGAUGUUAAGAGAGUGGAACUGCAAGAGUCUUUAACAAUAGAGGCAGGCAGUGGUGAAGUGGUAGAUGGAGUAACAGCAGGACACAGCAAUGUGGAACAGUCCCGCUGGUGUCUGGUGUGUGACAAGGGCCUCCCUACGCAAGACUCUCCCCAUGAAUAUGUUGAUCUCUACAAAGCGACAAUGACCGUAAGCCAGCGGAAGUUGUCAGCAAUGUUGGGUCGUUUAGUGGGAUUAACUGUAGUCAAGGCUCACAGUGAUGUUUUGUGCCGUCGUUGCUAUGGCCUUGUAGACCAAGUUGAUGGACUUGAAAUUGAAUUGGCUGAUACCAAAAUGGAGUUGGUACAGCAGUAUGAGGCAACCAUUGCUCAUCGACAACCACAUGCCAAAAAAGAAAUUGAAAGGCCCACAUUAGAGGUAGAUGUGGAAUGGGAAGAGUCCAAUGAAUCGGAAGUGAUAGACAACGAUGAUGAUGACCCAGAUUGCACAGCAACUGGUGCCAAGCGCAAGAAAAAAACAAGAAAAACAAAACGUAAAGGAGGCCGGCCACGCAAAGUCAAACUGACUACUAAAAUUAAGAUAGAUACAGCUAAUGAAGGAGGCGAUGUUGGUGUUGAUGGUCGUCCUAGAAAACGAGGUCGUGGGCGACCUAGGAAAAAAGAUAAGGAAGAAGAUGACUAUAUUCCCCCUGGUGCACCUACCAAGGAAUGUCCUGCCUGUAAAAAGGUUGUUCAUGCCAAGAAGUACCUGACACAUCUGUCAACUCAUCGCCUCUUCCCAUGCCCUUUUUGUGAAUCGGUUUUCAAGAGAAAGGACAUCAAGACCCAUCUUGCUGAAGCACACCAAGAGGAGAUCCAUUAUCCGUGCACAGAAUGUGACGAAGUUUUUGACACUUUCAUGCAACUGCGCCAACACUGUCUUGUGAUUCAUAUGGGUGUGGAGAGAGAACAGUUUAUGUGCAAAAUAUGUAAUAAAAAGUUUUCAAGUUUAACUGGCCUUAAAGUUCAUGUAGACACUAUACACGAAAAAGCCCAAGUAUAUGAAUGUCCAGAAUGCAAAGAAAUCUUUAAUCAAAAAGGGAACAUGCAAAAUCAUUUUCGUCGUGUGCAUCAAGGAGACGAAGCUCGUAAGUUGUUGUGUGAUAUAUGUAACAAAGGUUUCAUCUGCCCAAGUGACCUGAGGAAACAUGUAGAACGGGUGCAUUUAAAGGUGAGAAAGAAUGAAGUCAUGUGUGAAGUUUGUGGUAAACCUUUUUCUGAUUCACGAGCCAUGCGAAUUCAUAUCAAUGCUGUGCAUACCAAGGAAGUGCAACACCCUUGUCCAGAAUGCAAAAUGGUGUUUCAUAGUCUUACCAACAUGGUGACGCAUAGACGGCGUAUGCACGGUGGACCAGAAGGAAGGAAAAAUGUGUGCGAAGUAUGUAGUAAAGGUUUUUGUAGUCCAAGUGAUCUCAAGACUCACAUUAGGGUAGUCCACGAAAAUAUUCGAAAGUAUGUUUGUGAUAUAUGUGGUCAGGCUUUUAAAGUUUGUUCACAUUUAAAAUAUCACCGUAGAAAGCACACAGGUGAAACACCCUAUGAAUGUCCUCACUGUGGUAAAUGUUUCCAUGGACCCAGUCACAUAUCAGACCAUGUCAAGAAAGUUCACAAGACAGUGUACAUUGGUACAAACCAGAGGCGCAAAUUGAAUCUUCCUGAAAGUGCCCCACCUCCACCUCCAGGCAUGUUGCCAGCACGUGAAGCAAAACCCAAACUAAAAAAUAUGACUACUCCUAUGAACAUGGUUCAUCCAACUUACUCUCAGCCAAUGGCCUGCACCAUUCCUGCUUCAGGAGUGGCAACUUUCACUCCUGCUCACCACACUACAAACAUGCUGCCUCCAACCCAGACCAAUCCACCAAUGAUUCAACACCAGGGGCUCAUGGACCACCAUAAUCCAUAUGCUAAUUUCCAGUUUCAAGCAGUAGAACAAACCCCAACACAACAAUCUCCAGUACCUAUGGUUGUUCGUUUGUUGCAUGACCUGCACUACCAGUAAAAUACAGGGCCAAGCCCAUGAAGGGCCUAUGGUAGAUCUAUAUUUGUAAACAGACAUCCAAAAACAUUAUGAAGAAAAGAUUUAAGAAAGCUAUUAAUGUUUCUUUAAAUGGCAUUGCUAGUAUAUUAUAAUUUUUGAUUCAUAUUUCAAUGCAUCAUAUUUUGUACAGUAUAUCCCGCUUCUCCGAAUAGUACAAAGUUUUUAUCUUAUUUAUUAUAUUUCUUUAUUGUAUCAAAAAUUAUCCUUGCCAAAUUAUAAGUGAUAAUUAUUUUGAGAAUGCCAUAGAAUAGUGUGCAUAUGGAAUAUAUAUUUUAAAAAUUUAUUUUUAUAUUUUUAAUUGAUGUUAAAAAAUAGUGUACAGUAAAUUUAAGCUGUGGUAUGAUCUCAGUCAUAAGUAUUUCUUAUUGAAUUUUUGUUCAAUAUACUUUUUAGGAUAAUUAUGAUCAUUUUUAUAUCUAUUAAGAUUGAAGGAGAUAGAUAUAUGGUUAAGCUGUAGACAAGAAUAAUGAUCAUUUUUUUAUUGACAUGUGUAAAAACAUGUGCUGUAUUUUUACAAUUUUUAUUGUAUGAAAUAUUGUCUGUCUAAAAAAAAAAAAAUGAAAAUACAUAACACCAACUUUGUAAUAAGUAAUUUUUUAAUUGUAAACCUUAUUGUAAUGAUUGUAAAGAGUAUUUACAGAAACAGUGCUCAGUAAGAUGCUUUAGAGGACUGCAACUAUAACUACAUUAAGGCUCAUAAAGAAAUUUUUAAGUUACUCAAAUUUUGUUCCUUCAUUGUUUCCAGAUACAGCAAUGGUUUCCUUAAAAUUUCUAUAGAUAUGUUUUUUACUCCAUGGGAAAAUGGAAUGGAACUCUUCCUCCGUAAACCAUGUGCGUCGUAGGAGGCAACUAAAAUGCUAGGAGCAAGG